Messenger RNA from Balaenoptera ricei (Rice's whale), 11327 nucleotides. RefSeq names its product dystrophin (gene DMD). Gene Ontology annotation, molecular function: zinc ion binding; protein binding. The record is from RefSeq and is a predicted model, not a curated record. Gene Ontology annotation, cellular component: plasma membrane. The coding region runs from base 216 to 11309 and encodes 3697 amino acids. Gene Ontology annotation, biological process: synaptic signaling. Lineage: Eukaryota; Metazoa; Chordata; Mammalia; Artiodactyla; Balaenopteridae. The transcript is spliced from 78 exons.
GUGUUGGGAUCAGUCACUUUCCCCUUACAGGACUCAGAUCUUGGAGGCAAUUAGCAUCAGAGAAAACGAAUAGGAAAACCUGAAGUCUUAUUUUUUAAAGGCUGCUGAAGUUGAUUGGUUUCUCAUCAUUCCUAAACCUACUGAAGCAAUAAAGUUGGGAGAAAAUUUACCAAGAUUUUUAUCGCUGCCUUGAUAUAUACUUUUCUUUUUUCCAAAUGCUUUGGUGGGAAGAAGUAGAGGACUGUUAUGAAAGAGAAGAUGUUCAAAAGAAAACAUUCACAAAAUGGAUAAAUGCACAAUUUUCUAAGUUUGGGAAGCAGCACAUAGAAAACCUCUUCAGUGACCUGCAGGAUGGGAGACGCCUCCUAGACCUUCUUGAAGGCCUGACAGGGCAAAGACUGCCAAAAGAAAAAGGAUCCACAAGAGUUCAUGCCCUGAACAAUGUCAACAAGGCACUACAGGUCUUGCAGAAAAAUAAUGUUGAUUUAGUGAAUAUUGGAAGCACUGACAUAGUAGAUGGAAAUCAUAAACUGACUCUUGGUUUGAUUUGGAAUAUAAUCCUCCACUGGCAGGUCAAAAAUGUAAUGAAAAAUAUCAUGGCUGGAUUGCAACAAACCAACAGUGAAAAGAUACUCCUGAGCUGGGUCCGACAAUCAACUCGUAAUUAUCCACAGGUUAAUGUCAUUAACUUCACCACCAGCUGGUCUGAUGGUCUGGCUUUGAACGCUCUCAUCCACAGUCAUAGGCCAGACCUGUUUGAUUGGAAUAGUGUGGUUUGCCAGCAGUCAGCCACGCAACGACUGGAACAUGCAUUCAACUUUGCCAAAUAUCACUUAGGCAUAGAGAAACUACUGGAUCCUGAAGAUGUUGCCACCACUUAUCCAGAUAAGAAGUCCAUCUUAAUGUACGUCACAUCACUCUUCCAAGUUUUGCCUCAACAAGUGAGCAUCGAAGCCAUCCAGGAGGUGGAGAUGUUGCCAAGGCCAUCAAAAGUUACUAGAGAAGAACAUUUUCAAUUACAUCAUCAAAUGCACUAUUCUCAACAGAUCACAGUCAGUCUAGCACAGGGCUAUGAACGAACUCCUUCCUCUCCUAAGCCUCGGUUCAAGAGCUAUGCCUACACACAGGCUGCUUAUGUCACCACCUCUGACCCCACACGGAGCCCAUUUCCUUCACAGCGUUUGGAAGCUCCUGAAGACAAGUCAUUUGGCAGUUCAUUGAUGGAGACUGAAGUAAACCUGGACGGUUACCAGACAGCUUUAGAAGAAGUACUCUCAUGGCUUCUUUCAGCUGAGGACACAUUGCAAGCACAAGGAGAGAUUUCUAAUGAUGUAGAAGAAGUGAAAGAACAAUUUCAUACUCAUGAGGGGUACAUGAUGGAUUUGACAUCCCAUCAGGGACGGGUUGGCAAUGUUCUCCAAUUGGGAAGUCAACUGAUUGGGACAGGGAAAUUAUCAGAAGAUGAAGAAACUGAAGUUCAAGAACAAAUGAAUCUCCUAAAUUCAAGAUGGGAAUGCCUCAGGGUAGCUAGCAUGGAAAAACAAAGCAAUUUACAUAAAGUUCUAAUGGAUCUCCAGAAUCAGCAACUGAAAGAGUUACAUGACUGGCUAACAAAAACAGAAGAGAGAACAAGGAAAAUGGAAAAAGAACCCUUUGGACCUGAUCUUGAGGACCUAAAACGCCAAGUACAACAACAUAAGGUGCUUCAAGAAGACCUGGAACAGGAACAAGUCAGGGUGAAUUCUCUCACGCACAUGGUGGUGGUGGUUGAUGAAUCUAGUGGUGAUCAUGCAACUGCUGCUUUGGAAAAACAACUUAAGGUACUGGGAGAUCGGUGGGCAAACAUCUGUAGGUGGACAGAAGAUCGCUGGGUUCUUUUACAAGACAUUCUUCUAAAAUGGCAACGUUUUACUGAAGAACAGUGCCUUUUUAGUGCAUGGCUUUCAGAAAAAGAAGAUGCAGUGAAUAAGAUUCACACAACUGGCUUUAAGGAGCAAAGUGAAAUGUUAUCAAGUCUUCAAAAACUGGCUGUUUUAAAAACCGAUCUAGAAAAGAAAAAGCAAACCAUGGACAAACUCUGCUCACUCAACCAAGAUCUUCUUUCAACACUGAAAAAUACAUUGGUAGCCCAAAAGAUGGAAGCAUGGCUGGACAACUUUGCCCAGCGCUGGGAUAAUUUAGUCCAAAAACUUGAAAAGAGUUCAGCACAGAUUUCACAGGCUGUCACCACCACUCAGCCAUCACUAACACAGACAACUGUAAUGGAAACGGUAACUAUGGUGACCACAAGGGAACAAAUCCUGGUAAAGCAUGCCCAAGAGGAACUCCCACCACCACCUCCCCAAAAGAAGAGGCAGAUUAUUGUGGAUUCCGAAAUUAGGAAAAGGUUGGAUGUCGAUAUAACUGAACUUCACAGUUGGAUUACUCGUUCAGAAGCUGUGUUGCAGAGUCCUGAAUUUGCAAUCUAUCGGAAGGAAGGCAACUUCUCAGACCUUAAAGAAAAAGUCAAUGCCAUAGAGCGAGAAAAGGCCGAGAAGUUCAGAAAACUGCAAGAUGCCAGCAGAUCAGCUCAGGCCCUGGUGGAACAGAUGCUGAAUGAGGGUGUUAAUGCUGACAGUAUCAAACAAGCCUCAGAACAACUGAACAGCCGGUGGAUCGAGUUCUGCCAGUUGCUAAGUGAGAGACUUAACUGGCUGGAGUAUCAGAACAACAUCAUCACUUUCUAUCAUCAGCUACAACAAUUGGAGCAGAUGACAACUACUGCAGAAAACUGGUUGAAAACCCAACCCACUACCACAUCAGAGCCAACAGCAAUUAAAAGCCAGUUAAAAAAUUGUAAGGAUGAAGUCAACCGGCUGUCAGUUCUUCAGCCUCAAAUUGAGCGAUUAAAAAUUCAAAGCAUAGCCCUGAAAGAGAAAGGACAAGGGCCAAUGUUCCUGGAUGCAGACUUUGUGGCCUUUACAAAUCAUUUUAACCAAGUCUUUGCUGAUAUGCAGGCCAGAGAGAAAGAGCUACAGACAAUUUUGGACACUUUGCCACCCAUGCGCUAUCAGGAGACCAUGAGUACCAUCCUCAUGUGGAUCCAGCAGUCAGAAACCAAACUCUCUGUACCUCAGGUUACUGUCACUGAAUAUGAGAUCAUGGAGCAGAGACUCGGGGAGUUACAGGCUUUACAAAGCUCUCUACAAGAACAACAAAAUGGCCUAAACUAUCUCAGCACCACUGUGAAAGAGAUGUCAAGGAAAGCGCCCUCUAAUAUUAGCAGGAAAUAUCAAUCAGAAUUUGAAGAGAUUGAGGGCCGAUGGAAGAAACUCUCUGCCCAGCUGGUCGAACAUUGCCAAAAGCUAGAGGAGCAAAUGGCUAAACUCCGAAAACUUCAGAAUCACAUAAAAACCCUGAAGAAAUGGAUGGCCGAAGUUGAUGUUUUCUUGAAAGAGGAAUGGCCUGCCCUUGGGGAUUCAGAAAUUCUUAAAAAACAGCUGAAGCAGUGCAGGCUUUUAGUCAGUGAUAUUCAGACAAUUCAGCCCAGUCUAAACAGUGUCAAUGAAGGUGCACAGAAAAUAAAGAAUGAAGCGGAGCCAGAGUUUGCUUCUAGACUGGAGACAGAGCUUAGAGAACUUAACACUCAGUGGGAUCACAUGUGCCGACAGGUCUAUGCCAGAAAGGAGGCCUUAAAGGGAGGUUUGGAUAAAACUGUAAGCCUUCAGAAAGAUUUAUCAGAGAUGCAUGAAUGGAUGACACAAGCUGAAGAAGAAUACCUAGAGAGAGAUUUUGAAUAUAAAACCCCAGAUGAAUUACAGACAGCAGUUGAAGAGAUGAAGAGAGCUAAAGAAGAGGCCCAGCAAAAAGAAGCAAAAGUGAAACUCCUCACUGAGUCCGUAAACAAUGUCAUAGCUCAAGCUCCACCUGCAGCACAAGAGGCCUUAAAAAAGGAACUUGACACUCUGACCACCAACUACCAGUGGCUCUGCACCAGGCUGAAUGGGAAAUGCAAGACUUUGGAAGAAGUUUGGGCAUGUUGGCAUGAGUUAUUGUCAUACUUGGAGAAGGCAAACAAGUGGCUAAAUGAAGUAGAAUUUAAACUUAAGGCCACUGAAAAUAUUCCUGGUGGAGCUGAGGAAAUCUCUGAGGUGCUAGAUUCACUCGAAAAUUUGAUGCAACAUUCAGAGGAUAACCCAAAUCAGAUUCGCAUAUUGGCACAGACCCUAACAGAUGGCGGAGUCAUGGAUGAACUGAUCAAUGAGGAACUCGAGACAUUUAAUUCUCGUUGGAGAGAACUACAUGAAGAGGCCGUGAGGAGGCAAAAGUUGCUUGAACAGAGUAUCCAGUCUGCCCAGGAGAUUGAAAAAUCCUUACACUUAAUUCAGGAGUCCCUCUCAUCCAUUGACAAGCAGUUGGCAGCUUAUAUUGCUGACAAAGUGGACGCAGCUCAAAUGCCUCAGGAAGCCCAGAAAAUCCAAUCUGAUUUGACAAGUCAUGAGAUCAGCUUAGAAGAAAUGAAGAAACAUUACCAGGGAAAGGAAGCGGCCCAAAGGGUACUAUCCCAAAUUGAAGUGACACAGAAAAAAUUGCAAGAUGUCUCCAUGAAGUUUCGAUUAUUCCAGAAGCCAGCCAAUUUUGAGCAGCGUCUACAGGAAAGUAAGAUGAUUUUAGAUGAAGUGAAGAUGCACUUGCCUGCAUUGGAAACAAAGAGUGUUGAACAGGAAGUAGUACAGUCACAAUUAAAUCAUUGUGUGAACUUGUAUAAAAGUCUGAGUGAAGUGAAGUCUGAAGUGGAAAUGGUGAUCAAAACUGGACGUCAGAUUGUACAGAAGAAGCAGACAGAAAACCCUAAAGAGCUUGACGAAAGAGUAACGGCUUUGAAAUUGCAUUAUAAUGAGCUGGGAGCAAAGGUAACAGAAAGAAAGCAACAGUUGGAGAAAUGCUUGAAAUUGUCCCGUAAGAUGCGAAAGGAAAUGAAUGCCUUGACAGAAUGGCUGGCAGCUACGGAUAUGGAGUUGACAAAGAGAUCAGCAGUUGAAGGAAUGCCUAGUAAUUUGGAUUCUGAAGUUGCCUGGGGAAAGGCUACUCAGAAAGAGAUUGAGAAACAGAAGGUUCACCUAAAGAGCAUUACAGAGCUAGGAGAGGCCUUGAAAGCAGUUUUGGGCAAGAAGGAGACCCUGGUGGAAGAUAAACUGAGUCUUCUGAAUAGUAACUGGAUAGCUGUCACUUCCCGGGCAGAAGAGUGGUUAAACCUUUUGUUGGAAUACCAGAAACACAUGGAAACCUUUGACCAGAAUGUGGAUCACAUCACAAACUGGAUCAUUCAGGCUGAUACACUUUUGGAUGAAUCUGAGAAAAAGAAACCACAGCAAAAAGAAGACGUACUUAAGCGUUUAAAGGCUGAAAUGAAUGACAUACGCCCAAAGGUGGACUCCACCCGUGACCAAGCAGCAAACUUGAUGGCAAACCGCGGCGACCACUGCAGGAAAGUAAUAGAGCCCAAAAUCUCAGAGCUCAACCAUCGAUUUGCAGCCAUUUCUCACAGAAUUAAGACUGGAAAGGCCUCCAUUCCUUUGAAGGAAUUGGAGCAGUUUAACUCAGAUAUACAAAAAUUGCUUGAACCACUGGAGGCUGAAAUUCAGCAGGGGGUGAAUCUGAAAGAGGAAGACUUCAAUAAAGAUAUGAGUGAAGACAAUGAGGGUACUGUAAAAGAAUUGUUGCAAAGAGGAGACAACUUACAACAAAGAAUCACAGAUGAGAGAAAGCGAGAGGAAAUAAAGAUAAAACAGCAGCUGUUACAGACAAAACAUAAUGCUCUCAAGGAUUUGAGGUCUCAAAGAAGAAAAAAGGCUCUAGAAAUUUCUCACCAGUGGUAUCAGUACAAGAGGCAGGCUGAUGAUCUCCUGAAAUGCUUGGAUGACAUUGAAAAAAAAUUAGCCAGCCUACCUGAACCCAGAGAUGAAAGGAAAAUAAAGGAAAUUGAUCGUGAGUUGCAGAAGAAGAAAGAGGAGCUGAAUGCAGUGCGUAGGCAAGCUGAGGGCUUGUCUGAGGAUGGGGCAGCAAUGGCAGUGGAGCCAACUCAGAUCCAGCUCAGCAAGCGCUGGCGGGAAAUUGAGAGCAAAUUUGCUCAGUUUCGAAGACUCAACUUUGCACAAAUUCACACUGUCCAUGAAGAAUCAGUGAUGGUGAUGACUGAAGAAAUGCCUUUGGAAAUUUCUUAUGUGCCUUCUACUUAUCUGACUGAGAUUACUCAUGUCUCACAAGCCCUAUCAGAAGUGGAACAACUUCUCAAUGCUCCUGACCUCUGUGCUAAAGAUUUUGAAGAUCUCUUCAAACAAGAGGAGUCUCUGAAGAAUAUAAAAGACAGCCUGCAACAAAUCUCAGGUCGGAUUGACGUUAUUCACAAUAAGAAGGCAGCAGCAUUGCAAAGUGCCACACCGGUGGAAAAGGCGAGGCUACAGGAAGCUCUCUCACGGCUCGAUUUCCAAUGGGAAAGAGUUAACAGAAUGUGCAAGGACCGACAAGGGCAAUUUGACAGAUCUGUUGAAAAAUGGCGGCGGUUUCAUUAUGAUAUGAAGAUAUUUAAUCAAUGGCUAACAGAAGCUGAACACUUUCUCAAAAAGACACAAGUUCCUGAGAGUUGGAAACAUGCCAAAUACAAAUGGUAUCUUAAGGAACUCCACGAUGGCAUCGGGCAGCGGCAAACUGUUGUCAGGAUAUUGAAUGCAAAUGGGGAAGAAAUAAUUCAGCAGUCCUCAAAAACAGAUGCCAGUAUUCUACAAGAAAAAUUGGGAAGCCUGAAUCUGCGGUGGCAGGAGGUCUGCAAACAGCUGGCCGAAAGAAAAAAGAGGCUAGAAGAACAAAAGGAUAUCUUGUCAGAAUUUCAAAGAGAUUUAAAUGAAUUUGUUUUAUGGUUGGAAGAAGCAAAUAACAUUACUAGUAUUCCACUUGAACCUGGAAAUGAGCAGCAACUAAAAGAAAAACUUGAGGAAGUCAAGUUACUGGCAGAAGAGUUGCCCCUGCGCCAGGGAAUUCUAAAACAAUUAAAUGAAACUGGAGGAACAGUGCUUGUAAGUGCUCCCAUAAGCCCAGAAGAGCAAGAUAAACUUGAAAAUAAGCUCAAGCAGACAAAUCUUCAGUGGAUAAAGGUUUCUAGAGUUUUACCUGAGAAACAAGGAGAAAUUGAGGCUCACAUAAAAGACCUUGGACAGCUUGAAGAGCAAUUAAAUCAUCUGCUUCUGUGGCUGUCUCCUAUUAGGAAUCAGUUGGAAAUUUACAACCAAACAAAUCAAACAGGACCAUUUGACAUUAAGGAAACUGAAGUAGCAGUUCAAGCUAAACAGCCGGAUGUGGAAGGGAUUUUGUCUAAAGGGCAGCAUUUGUACAAGGAAAAACCAGCCACUCAGCCCGUGAAGAGGAAGUUAGAAGACCUGAGCUCAGAGUGGAAGGCGGUAACCCAUUUACUUCAAGAGCUGAGGACAAAGUGGCCUGGCCCUACCCCUGGACUCACCACUGCUGGAGCUUCUCCUAGUCAGACUGUUACUCUGGUGACACAACCUGUGGUUACCAAGGAAACUGCCAUCUCCAAACUAGAAAUGCCAUCUUCCUUGCUGUUGGAGGUACCUGCUCUGGCAGAUUUCAACCGGGUUUGGACAGAACUUACCGACUGGCUGUCUCUGCUUGAUCGUGUUAUAAAAUCACAGAGGGUGAUGGUGGGUGAUCUUGAAGACAUCAACGAGAUGAUCAUCAAGCAGAAGGCAACACUGCAGGAUUUGGAACAGAGGCGCCCCCAGUUGGAAGAACUCAUUACUGCUGCCCAGAAUUUGAAAAACAAGACCAGCAAUCAAGAGGCUAGGACGAUCAUUACUGAUCGAAUUGAAAGAAUUCAGAGUCAGUGGGAUGAAGUACAGGAACACCUUCAGAACCGGAGGGAACAGUUGAAUGAAAUGUUAAAAGAUUCAACACAAUGGCUGGAAGCUAAGGAAGAAGCUCAGCAGGUCUUGGGGCAGGCCAGAGCCAAGCUUGAGUCAUGGAAGGAGGGUCCCUACACAAUGGAUGCAAUCCAAAGGAAAAUCACAGAAACCAAGCAGUUGGCCAAAGACCUCCGCCAGUGGCAGAUAAAUGUAGAUGUGGGAAAUGACUUGGCACUGAAACUUCUUCGGGAUUAUUCUGCAGAUGAUACCAGAAAAGUACACAUGAUAACAGAGAACAUCAAUGCCUCUUGGGCAAGCAUUCAUAAAAGAGUGAGUGAGCGAGAGACUGCUUUGGAAGAAACUCAUCGAUUACUGCAACAGUUCCCCCUGGACCUGGAGAAGUUUCUUGCCUGGCUUACGGAAGCCGAAACAACUGCCAACGUCCUGCAGGAUGCCACCCAUAAGGAAAGGCUCCUAGAAGACUCCAAGGGAGUAAGAGAGCUGAUGAAACAAUGGCAAGACCUCCAAGGAGAAAUCGAAGCUCACACAGAUAUCUAUCACAACCUGGAUGAAAACGGCCAAAAAAUCCUGAGAUCCCUGGAAGGUUCUGAUGAUGUGGUUCUGUUACAAAGACGUUUGGAUAACAUGAACUUCAAGUGGAGCGAGCUGAGGAAAAAGUCUCUCAAGAUUAGGUCCCAUUUGGAAGCCAGUUCUGACCAGUGGAAGCGUCUGCACCUUUCUCUUCAGGAACUUCUGGUGUGGCUACAGCUGAAAGAUGAUGAGUUAAGCCGGCAGGCACCUAUUGGAGGCGAUUUCCCAGCAGUUCAGAAGCAGAAUGAUGUACACAGGGCCUUCAGGAGGGAAUUGAAAACGAAAGAACCUGUAAUCAUGAGUACUCUUGAGACUGUACGAAUAUUUCUGACAGAGCAGCCUUUGGAAGGACUAGAGAAACUCUACCAGGAGCCCAGAGAGCUGCCUCCUGAGGAGAAAGCCCAGAAUGUCACACGCCUCCUACGAAAGCAGGCUGAGGAGGUCAACACUGAGUGGGAAAAAUUGAACCUGCACUCAACUGACUGGCAGAGAAAAAUAGAUGAGGCCCUCGAAAGACUCCAGGAACUUCAGGAGGCCACGGAUGAGCUGGACCUCAAACUGCGCCAAGCUGAAGUGAUCAAGGGAUCAUGGCAGCCCGUGGGCGAUCUCCUCAUUGACUCCCUCCAAGAUCACCUCGAGAAAGUCAAGGCACUUCGAGGAGAAAUUGCACCUCUCAAAGAGAAUGUAAGCCAUGUCAAUGACCUUGCUCGCCAGCUCACCACGUUGGGCAUUCAGCUGUCACCAUAUAACCUCAGCACUCUGGAAGACCUGAACACCAGAUGGAAGCUUCUGCAGGUGGCUGUUGAGGACCGCAUCAGGCAACUGCACGAAGCCCACAGGGACUUUGGCCCAGCAUCCCAGCACUUUCUUUCCACUUCUGUCCAGGGUCCCUGGGAGAGAGCCAUCUCACCAAACAAAGUGCCCUACUAUAUCAACCACGAGACCCAAACAACUUGCUGGGACCAUCCCAAAAUGACAGAGCUCUACCAGUCUUUAGCUGACCUGAAUAAUGUCAGGUUCUCGGCUUAUAGGACUGCCAUGAAACUCCGAAGACUGCAGAAGGCCCUUUGCUUGGAUCUCUUGAGCCUGUCAGCUGCAUGCGAUGCCCUGGACCAGCACAACCUCAAGCAAAAUGACCAGCCCAUGGACAUCCUGCAGAUCAUUAAUUGUUUGACCACGAUUUACGAUCGCCUGGAGCAAGAGCACAACAGUCUGGUCAACGUCCCUCUCUGCGUGGACAUGUGUCUCAACUGGCUGCUGAAUGUUUAUGACACGGGACGAACAGGGAGGAUCCGGGUCCUGUCUUUUAAAACUGGCAUCAUUUCUCUGUGUAAAGCACAUUUGGAAGACAAGUACAGAUACCUUUUCAAGCAAGUGGCCAGUUCAACGGGAUUUUGUGACCAGCGCAGACUGGGCCUCCUUCUGCAUGAUUCUAUCCAAAUCCCAAGACAGUUGGGUGAAGUCGCAUCCUUUGGGGGCAGUAACAUUGAGCCGAGUGUCAGGAGCUGCUUCCAAUUUGCUAAUAAUAAGCCUGAGAUUGAAGCGGCCCUCUUCCUAGACUGGAUGAGACUGGAACCCCAGUCCAUGGUAUGGCUGCCCGUCCUGCACAGAGUGGCUGCUGCGGAGACUGCGAAGCAUCAGGCCAAGUGUAACAUCUGCAAGGAGUGUCCGAUCAUCGGCUUCAGGUACAGGAGUCUAAAGCACUUUAAUUAUGACAUCUGCCAAAGUUGCUUUUUUUCUGGUCGCGUUGCAAAAGGCCACAAAAUGCACUACCCCAUGGUGGAAUAUUGCACUCCGACUACAUCGGGAGAAGAUGUUCGAGACUUUGCCAAGGUACUGAAAAACAAAUUUCGAACCAAAAGGUAUUUUGCGAAGCAUCCCCGAAUGGGCUACCUGCCAGUGCAGACGGUCUUAGAGGGGGACAACAUGGAAACUCCUGUUGCUCUGAUCAACUUCUGGCCGCUAGAUUCUGCGCCUGCCUCGUCCCCUCAGCUUUCACACGAUGAUACUCAUUCACGCAUUGAACAUUAUGCUAGCAGGCUAGCAGAAAUGGAAAACAGCAAUGGAUCUUAUCUAAAUGAUAGCAUCUCUCCUAAUGAGAGCAUAGAUGAUGAACAUUUGUUAAUCCAGCAUUACUGCCAAAGUUUGAACCAGGACUCCCCCCUGAGCCAGCCUCGUAGUCCUGCCCAGAUCUUGAUUUCCUUAGAGAGUGAGGAAAGAGGGGAGCUAGAGAGAAUCCUAGCAGAUCUUGAGGAAGAAAACAGGAAUCUGCAAGCAGAAUAUGAUCGUCUCAAGCAGCAGCAUGAACAUAAAGGCCUAUCCCCACUGCCGUCCCCUCCUGAAAUGAUGCCCACCUCUCCCCAGAGUCCCCGGGAUGCUGAGCUCAUUGCUGAGGCCAAGCUACUGCGUCAACACAAAGGCCGCCUGGAAGCCAGGAUGCAAAUCCUGGAAGACCACAAUAAACAGCUGGAGUCCCAGUUACAUAGGCUAAGGCAGCUGCUGGAGCAACCCCAGGCAGAGGCCAAGGUGAAUGGUACAACGGUGUCCUCUCCUUCUACGUCUCUUCAGAGGUCAGACAGCAGCCAGCCUAUGCUGCUCCGGGUGGUUGGCAGUCAAACUUCAGAAUCCAUGGGUGAGGAAGAUCUUCUCAGUCCUCCCCAGGACACAAGCACAGGAUUAGAAGAAGUGAUGGAGCAACUCAACAACUCCUUCCCUAGUUCGAGAGGACACAAUGUAGGAAGCCUUUUCCACUUGGCAGAUGAUUUGGGCAGAGCGAUGGAGUCCUUAGUUUCAGUCAUGACAGAUGAAGAAGGGGCAGAAUAAAUGUUUUACAACUCCUGA